AAAACCGAUAUGCUACCCGGACGUGCUUUCAGUCGCCUCUAUAUUGCCAAUGCCAAUCGACAUGAUACUGGCAACUAUUCAUGUACCCUUGGUAAUGAUAUCACUGGAACAGUGAUGGUACACGUUCUAAAUGGUGAAGAACCAGCUGCCAUGCAGCAUGCAUCAGGGUCGACAGUGUCGCCCAUACUCUCGGUUGUGUUAUUUACAGUAAUUGCAGCAUCAUUGUUUGCAGAAAUGCUAUGUCAACGAUGACGACGAUACUAAAAAAAUGUAAAGCAUGAA
Messenger RNA from Musca vetustissima, 282 nucleotides. RefSeq lists its product as uncharacterized. The transcript is spliced from 2 exons. The record is from RefSeq and is a predicted model, not a curated record. Gene Ontology annotation, biological process: synapse organization. Bases 10 to 252 code for a protein of 80 amino acids. Gene Ontology annotation, cellular component: neuron projection membrane. Lineage: Eukaryota; Metazoa; Arthropoda; Insecta; Diptera; Muscidae.